Messenger RNA from Hymenoscyphus albidus, 519 nucleotides. NCBI's taxonomy places the organism in Eukaryota, Fungi, Ascomycota, Leotiomycetes, Helotiales, Helotiaceae. The record is from the annotation of a GenBank genome assembly.
AUGUCUACCAACUACAACACUCGCUGGGCCUGGGAGUCCAAGGACCCCCAAGCCCACCACGACGCGGCCUUGAAAGCCCUCUCAGCUGGAACAACGCUCACGACAGCAGCGAAACAGUACAAGAAAGUCCACAAGAAAGUCGAAAAGGAAGUCGACAGUGAUGUGGAUAGUGAUAUGGAUAGUGUUGGCGAGGUUGAGGCCUCUACCUCCACUACUGACCUUUCAGUCUUCCGUCCACUUCAGUGGAAGCCGGCUGUAAGUAGGAAGCGACCAACCAGUGGUUGGGUCUCUCUCUCCCACAGCUCGUCUUCCCACAAAGAUGGAGAAGAUUCUGUUCUGGCUGAGAGUGAGGCUCCCAAAACUUCAUCUUGGAUGGAGGUUGCACAACUUCCUGAUGUUCCUCUUCAGGACAGUCAUCCUCAAGAAAAGAAUAACUCUUUUACUUCUUCAUCCCCGGCUCCGGCAUUCCGCCGUUGGGGAAAUUCGAGACUUCAUCUGAAGCCUCGGGGUGGAGCAUAA